CAUAAACAUAAACUCACUGAAACACAUGUAAAUAGACACAAAUGCACUCAAAUCCACGCAAACGCACAGUUACGAAUAAACUCACAAAAACACGCACACUAACGUAUUCAUCCACUUUUCAUUGCGAUCGCACUUAUUUGCACAUGGGUUCGCACACAAAGCAAGUUUCUGCCAAUUCCGUAUUGGAUAGCUUGAGCGCGGUAUGUUUUUCCAAAGUUUUAAUAAUUUAGCCACAAGCUGAGGGUUUCAGAUGUAAAACCGAGGAGAUAAAAAAUUUGCUCUGCUUACAAUUCCCUUAAAUUUACCAUGCCUCAUGAGAUAAAUAAAAAAUCAUCUGAGUUUCUCACAGUCAAUAAGGGUAAAUCGGGAGGUUUGAAGCUGGGGAUUGUUUGCCUAAAGCCUCUAUGAGGGCCCACACCAAACUUGUGAAUAGAUCGAAUCAAUCAUGGCGGCAAACAAAUAAAAAAGUCAGGCUAAAUUAAUUGCAAGACCUCUAUCAGAUUUGUUUCCCAAACGAUCUCGAUCAGUUCUGGUUCCUGGACAUACAUAAAAAGGAUCAAUUAUUUAGUAAUGUGUCUCCGCAGCCAUGAAUGAAAUAAGGCGAGUCUUAGAAGUACGAUUGGCGCUAACAUUUCGGUCUGGAAUCUUUUCUUCCCUUUGUACAAUCUGUCUACGUUCUAAAUAUUCAGAUCGUCUACAAUCGCGUCCAUCUGUACUAGGUCUGCGUGCCAUGGACAAUAGUCAUUCUCUCUGUGUGUUUGAAACCUGUGUCGAACAAGAGGACACUUAUGUCGUUUUUAUUUGUUCUUCCCGCUUGCCACUCGUACAGCCAACGUGCAGCCUAUCCGUCUCUUUUGACGGGUUCCCUUCGCUUUCACGAGCGCCUCACUUCAAUUCCUGGACGGAUCUCGCAACUGCAGACAGUGGUCGCGGUGCUGUGAGUCAAAUCAGACCUGAUAAAAAAAAUCUGUGUGACACUUUCCCAAGGAUCCUUUAUUGCUGGAAAUGUUCUUUUGUAUCGUCUUUCAAUCGUUUUCAGGUUAGAUGCUUAUUUACGGCUUGUUUACGUAUCUAUAAGUAUUACAUUUUUAGUGUUUCACUUUGCUUGAUUUGGUUGAAUUACUGCUAAUUGACAUAUUGUUAAUAUUUGCUGCCAGUCACUCUCCUUCACUCUUUCUAGAUAACCGAACGACUAAGCAUGUUUAACUUUAAACUUUUCGGUUUUCAUGCUGUAUUGGAACUGUCUUUAGCCUAUGGUCAAAGUCAUACUUGCUGGAAUAAAAUAGUUUCUCUUUCGACAACUUUUAAAAUAAAAACAUUGCAAAACAGAACUAGUUGUUCGUAACCUUCAGAGCUUCAGAGCUGUUAUGCAUGCGAGGCCGAAUCUUUUCUUACGUUAGGAACCAAACUUGAGUAUAGCUCGUUAUUGAAGUGUAUAAAAGACACCACUAUUCAAUAAUUUUAAUAAAGACUCCGAACUCUAUUCGGACGAUCGCUCGCAAAAAUGAACUCUGAAAAAUGAAAGUGCCAUUGAAAGUCGUAGUUGCUUUUCACUGCCGUGUCCUUACGACCAACUGAUUCGCUGUCGCCUGCGGGAUUGACGCUAUCUUUGUGCCGGGGCAGAAGUGUUUAGAAAGGCGUCCUGUCUCGCUCUCUGCCUAAUCGAUAUCACUAGAAACAUCAUGUAAUUCCGGGAUUAUAUCACUCAAGGAUAUCAACUCAUGGCAAAAGAGUUUACCCAAAAUUCAGACCACUCGACGAAACAGUCUAAAGAGUCUUUCUGAUAACUCCCAGGAUAGCUCAAAAGGUUCAGAAAAAGGUGCCAACUGUCUUUCCGGUCCUGACUCGAGAUCAGUAAAAGGGCGAGAAAGCCCAGUUGACCAUGUCGCUUCGGCUCAAAGACCUCCGACGCGUUGCUGUGGAAACACCAAUCCACCUUCAGAAGCGCGACGCCGUUCUUCGACAGCCCCAUUACGAAGAGAAGCAUCGAGACCGAGGACCUCUUCUAUCCUGAAAACCAGACAUCUUGUGAGUUCCUUAGAAGGGCGGCCGAAAACUUCGGGUGCGUCAGUGAAAAUACUCGAAAACAGCAGUUCUUCUUCGAGUCAGCCAGCCAAUCGCUGCCAGUCUCGUAAAUCUCUCGUCCUAUCAGACUGGGACACUUCUGCUAACCAAGACGCUACUUGUGACAUGGACUGCGUGUGUUUGGAAGACGAUUCUCACAGCCACGACGAGUUCGAAGCUGAAGAGGAAUUAGGCAGGAUAUCCAACCGCCAUAGGUCAAAACUUGACCUUCGACCCAGUACAGCGUGGUCCCGUCUCAAUGGCUCGACUCCGGAAUUGAGACAAAACAGUGCGCUAGAGUCCACGCAGAGGAAUCCCUUCACAGGCAUGACAGGUCACCUUGGCGAACCAUGGAGACAGGUUCGCUACUUUGACGAUGACGAAAUUGAAGAGCGAGGUUUGUUUUACCGCCUGCUGUUGAAGGACCGUCUGGAGCGGGAGCAGACGAAGUUCCAGGACAUUUGUGCCAAGGUCAACGCUUUCUGUGAGACGCCCGAGAGCCCACGUGAGACACCACGUGACACCGGCAGCAGACGAGCGUCCAAGUCUCAGAGCACAACAUUGAAGCAGCAGACACAGCAGAGGUCUUUGGUUUUAUGAAGAAGGAAAAAAUAAAAGUAUUUCAUGGUAUGCUGUCAGACAAAAGUAUCAAACCAGUAUUUCAAGAUUAAAAACACAUACGCACCAAAAUAUGGAUAAUUAUAUCCAUAAACUUUGACCGUCUAUCAAAAGAGAAUGACCAAUUUGGGGAAAUAAAGAUGUUUAAUAUGAAUACCUCAUUUCGGGAAAUGAAGUAGGACUUAUUGCUAAUUGACGUUUUGAAUAAAGUUUCAUUUUUAAAAGAUCAUUCCAACAAUUUUUCGACUGCGCAAUAUCAUGGUCCUUGCUUACGGUCGGUAGACUCUGCCACUUUAAUCCGAAUACGUCAUUACUGAUGUUAGUUCAAAACUUUCUCGAGGCUGGGAAAUUCAGACACUUUUCUGAACUCGGUCUACUUUGCUUUUAUGAGUAAUAAUUUGUCAGGGAACACACUCAGUGACAGGAAAAAGUAAGGUUACUCAAUGUCUAGCCGCACCUUAAUUAAGAGCUUAAGUUAGUGUGAAAAUUAAAAUAAUCUCUGCUAUACAUUUAUCAUGCCAGGGAUCGUGAAUGGGCGUUACUCGCUUUUGAGAGGACAGAUUCGUGUCAAGCACGAACAAACCUUGAAACUUGAGGCGACCGAGUCGGGCGGUCGGCCCGAUCAGCCGAUCAUAUCCGUAGUGGAUACCCCGUAUUAGAUAACUCUGCCCAGCACUUCACACUUUCAAACUAUUAAAAACAAUGUUUUUUACAGCCUCUAGAACUCCCUCAGCCGGUCAAACUUGGUGGUUAAAAAUCAAGAGAAAGUAAUUACCACAUUCUUAAUCAGCAAAAAUGAGGCCAAUUAGUGAAAAACAGACCAGAUGCUUACAUAUUAUUGCUUAGAUUGUUUCUAUCAAUAGGUACCUAGAGAUAUGUCGCAGAAAGUAGUCAACUGUGAUUAAGCAUGGAGUAUGCAAAAGAACAAAACCCAUUAAAAUGAUUAUUAUGUUUAUUUUAAAUUUUAUGUUAAAUCCGUUGAGACUAUAGCUCUUGCAACUACAAACUUUGCAUUAUGAUGCCCUCUAAGGACACAUCAGUGGUAGUACCACACCCAGUGAGGUUUUGACUGAGGCGUCGGUACUGCUAACUGUUUUUAGUUUUAGUAAGAGUUUUACGGCACCCGCAACACAAUAAUGUCAUAUAAGUGCCGAAGAAUAGAGG
Molecule: messenger RNA, 3846 nt
Organism: Aplysia californica (California sea hare)
Lineage: Eukaryota; Metazoa; Mollusca; Gastropoda; Aplysiida; Aplysiidae
Source: RefSeq, a predicted model, not a curated record